This is a messenger RNA of Cadophora gregata, 3491 nucleotides long. RefSeq lists its product as uncharacterized. Bases 380 to 1783 code for a protein of 467 amino acids. NCBI's taxonomy places the organism in Eukaryota, Fungi, Ascomycota, Leotiomycetes, Helotiales, Ploettnerulaceae. The record is from RefSeq and is a predicted model, not a curated record. The transcript has 2 exons.
GUUUCUAGGUCGCACGGCUGAAUCAAGAAUCUCUCCGUGGUGAAAAGUAAAUUAUUGUUGCAUUGGCAGGUCGUGAUAUGCCUUACAUUUCCAAUUCUCAGGAACCAACAACCGUCGACAAACCCAUGAAUGCUGUUAACAACCCUCCACAAUCCGAACCAAAAAGGGAAGUCUUCCGAUCAGGUUUGAAGCUCUCCGUAGCUGACCAUCCAUAAGAUCUGUGAUUCUCUAUUCUCUCAAGGUAGCGAGAAGCUACCUAGUCGAACGAGACCUAAUAUGUCGGAUAAACUGACAUCAGACAGGGACACAGCUUAGAUCGACUUGUUCGAACCUUACAGCAGAUCUCCGGAAUUUUAAAGCAAAGACCCUCCCACUGGGGAUGGGAUCCAUGCUUUCGAACACGAAGAGGUACGAGAACGACAACCAUGAUGGAAUGAGGCGAGGAUCAUCUGUUACAAAAAACGGACACGACUUGAGAAAAGAAACGUCGGUGGGAGAAAUGGAUGGACUUCGCUUCGCCGACUUGAUGCAUGCGCUGCAAAAAAUUUCAAGUUUACAGCGGGAAGCCACCAGUGCUCGAAUUGAAGCUCGCCAAAAGAGGCGUGAGGCGGCCUUCAAACGGCAAGAAGUUUGGAUCUGGGAUGGAAAGUUUAUGGGUGAAAUCCAAAAACUCUCGGCAAGUGGAAAUCUAGCGGGAUUUGAAGAGUUACAAAGACUUGCUCUUUCAUGUCAAAGUGCCAGGGACGAUUUAGGUCCUCUUGAACAAGAGGGAACUGAGGCAGAACAAUGCUGGGAGGGUCAAAUCUAUAUACUACGGCAAGCCGAAGAACGGCUAUACAACGAGUUUAAUCGCGAAUUUUCAGUUGCUCAUACCUACCCAUCGGCUGCUUCAAGCGAUGUCACAAGUCAAUAUGGCUCCUUGACUGGGACAAGCAAGGAAGACAAGGACGAAAGCACUCCAAACAUAGGUCGAAUGAUUAUUCCGCAUCGAAUAUCAGGAUCCGUCGCCUCGACAUCGAGUCUUCUGCUACAGCCUCUAGUCGACGAAUCGUCUCCUCACGAUGCAGAGUUAAGGGCCCGGGACAUCAUACUACCAGGUCUGGAAGGUAUUACAGCAGAAAUAGGAGAUGACUCAACUGGUUCUGACGUUGGUGACAUCAAUGGGUCCUUGGAUGGCUUGCCAGAAGAUAACAUACAAGGACCGCCGCAACCACUUCCCGAGAGAAGCUAUUCGAGCCUUGAACUGUACCCUCAUCUAGUCCUUAACUUCAAGUCGAAAAGAGACAGAAUCAACAAGUGGCUGGAGGGCAAUAUACUUGAAUCUCACCUGGAGGCGACAUCACUGUAUAGUAUUGUGAAAACUCAACUGGCAGCAGAGCACAAACCCGCACCUUCGAACUGGUCACAACUUGUCAUAGCUUACUGGGAGCUAGACGGAGCUGCAAAUGUUCGAUUCGGUCACGAGAAGUCCAGUUUCGCGAGCAGCAUACAACAGAUACGAACCGAGGCACAAUACAAGACCAUCACAAAACCACCAAAGCAGAAUGAAAAUAACCAGGAGUAUGGGACAGGCCAACCAUCAGAAAGGUCCAUGACUUUUGAUGCAGUCAACUUACGCGAACAAGAUGCGGAACGAGAGAGGAGGGUUUACGAGCCAACAACUGACUCUCGCUCCUUGUGCUCUGGGCCACUAAUCCCACCUUCCCCUCCACAAUCACAGGCGAAUUCAGAGAUGGAGCGAUAUGAUGAGAGAAAACACCUCGAUAUUCACCAACACAAUUAGAAGCUCAGAUCACCGAAGCUUCUCAUGGAAGAAGUAGCUGUCAAUUGGUAGCGGUCAUUCAUGUUGACCGUCGCUCGACGUUCAAAGGCAUCUAUGAACAUUUUCGUCCCAGUCAACACAGCCCCGCUUAAUAUUAGGUUUUCUUGGAAGCAAAUGAACUGACGGAUAAGAAGGAAGCAGUCAUGAGUAAUGACCUCAUAGUGAGGAGCACUGGAAGGAAGGCCGUUAUCGCGACCUGAAGGUUCAGAAAGAUGAAUAAAGCAGCGAGGUAUAUGCCCGCAUGGUGACAGAUGAUUGGGACUGUGGCCUGCCACCCCUAUCAGCACGAAUAUGCAGAAUGCAUGCCCCCCACAUGCGUGCCGUCCAACAUGCAUGAUCAUCUGGACAGACCCCGGGCUUUUAAGACAUCGGUUCCGAUAGAAAGGUCGCAAUCGUGCGCCACCACAAGGCACGAUGUGGCAGCCAACAUCUCCCCGGUGAUGCUUAGGAGCUACUUCUUUAAGUACUCGGGCGUAAUCGACACCAAGAUGAAUCGCUGAUUGCAGAGCCAAAGUUAAGCGAGAUGACUAGUCAGAAGUUACAUCGAUCGAGAAUGUAUCAGUUUGACCAGUUUUGCGGUCCGAGCCGUAAGAGCAACAAUUUCCGUAUUCCUUUGGGAAGAUCAGCCUAAAGCUCAAACUUCGUGCGUCGUCCCACCACACCUGUCAGCAAAACUGAUCAUCAGACUUCGACCUCACGCCACUGUCGGAGAGGUUGCUCUUGCGAACCAAUCCACGAUAAAUUCUUCUAUCAUUGGGCUGAACUCGGCAAAAGAGAUGUUGGAACGGACUUUACCCCCGAUUAUACCGACUUCGGUGGUAGGCAACUGUCUGUUCCUCGGGAGUCGUGCCACGUGUAGCCAAUCCACAAUCUGCCAUGCAGAACAUAUAAAUAAAUUUGGACAACAACACUCGUUGAUACCCAAUUCCAUCCCUGAAAGGAAGUUGCAGAACUCGAUAACAUGCAGAAAGCUGUUUGUAGAUAUGUCCUGUGCUUUGGGUGCGGGGCAUAUUCCAUCAGCCUAGCCCGUGAAAGUCGUGCGUCAACCUGAAUCCACCCGCAUGCAUAUCAGGCGCAUGUUAACACGAUGAAGCGCUGCAGGAUGUGAUGCCUCAUGAGCGACAAGAUUUUGGUUCGACGUGCGUGGCGUGGCGUCUGUACAGGACGCGACAGGACCCCCUGUACGCUAAUCGCGAGACCUGCUGCACGUCAGCGUUCCUCGUUUUCGGGACCAGCAGAGAGCAGAUCGAAAGCUAGAAAGUUCCUUCCGUACAUCUCGCAGUGAAGUUUGCACAACGUGAACUUUGGAUGACAUGACUUUCAUGAAUUUGCUAAGUGCCAUUAAGCGAAAGCGAUGUUCGCCGUAUCAGAUGAGUCCUCCCGGGCUCAUCACUCUGGCUCCUUCGACCUUAUGCUAUCAUAUGCUACCAGUUACCACUCAUAUUCGACGAAUCUGAAUCAAAUUUGUUCUCAUAUUGUGGCUAAAACAGGCUCAAGAAGUGAUUGACACUAUGAUAAAUGCGGCAACAAGGUGCAACAUCUGGCAAUCACCACACUCGGGGCUAGAGUGUGUACAGAUCCAGUGUAGAACAACGUCCAUUCUGAGUACCAGACUUGAUGAGAAGGCCACUGAAGUGAUUAUGAAGAAUUGUGAUCAGGCUACCACGAG